Messenger RNA from Lagopus leucura (white-tailed ptarmigan), 3019 nucleotides. RefSeq names its product intraflagellar transport 81 (gene IFT81). Gene Ontology annotation, molecular function: tubulin binding. The transcript is spliced from 19 exons. Lineage: Eukaryota; Metazoa; Chordata; Aves; Galliformes; Phasianidae. The record is from RefSeq and is a predicted model, not a curated record. Gene Ontology annotation, biological process: cilium assembly; intraciliary transport. Gene Ontology annotation, cellular component: intraciliary transport particle B; centrosome; cilium. Bases 237 to 2306 code for a protein of 689 amino acids.
GCCCCGAGAGGGCCUGGCUGCCUCCGCCCGCGCUCCUUGAGGGUUUUCAUCACCCUCUCGGGGGUGAGGGGCUGGCUGUACCGAGCCCGGUGCAGGCUGAAGGCCGCAGUGCUGCUGAGGGCCUCGCUGAGCCGCGAGCUCAGCCGCACUCCCGGCAGCCCUCAGCUCCCUGGCCCCGCUGAGGCCUCGUGGCGUCUCGUCCGGCUCUCCUGCAGAGGUUCUUCCAGGACGCGACCAUGAGUGACCAAAUCCAGUUCAUUGUUGAGAAGCUCAAUCAGGAGCCCUUCAGGAAGAACUACAAUUUAAUCACGUUUGACUCCUUAGAGUCGGUGCAGCUGUUGCAGCUGCUCAGUGAUGUGCUGGGGGAGAUUGACCCGAAGCAUGCUGUUGACGUUAGAGAGGAGCUGCCAGAGAAUACAGCUAAAAGAAUGUUGACUCUCCUCGGUAUCCUUAAAUACAAGCCUCCAGGAAGCGUAACAGACCUGAGCGCAUUUCGCCAAGGGUUGGUUACGGGAAGCAAACCUGUAAUUCAUCCUGUCUUACAUUGGCUUCUUCAGAGAACCAAUGAACUCAAGAAAAGGGCUUAUCUGGCACGCUUCUUGGUAAAACUGGACGUGCCAGUGGAGUUCCUACAGGAUGAUACUGUGGCUGACGUCAACAAGCAGUAUGAAGAACUGAUGGAAGCAUUUAAAAACCUACAUAAGGAAUGUGAGCAGCUCAAAACAUCUGGUUUAUCUACUGCAGAAAUAAGAAGGGAUAUAAGUGCAAUGGAAGAGGAGAAAGAUCAACUCAUCAAAAGAGUGGAGCGUCUUAAGAAGAGGGUGGAGACAGUACAAAAUCAUCAACGAAUGCUUGAAAUAGCAAGACAGCUUCGCUUAGAAAAAGAGAGAGAAGAAUCUUUGGCUCAACAGAAACAAGAACAAAAAAGUCAGUUAUUCCAUGCAGAGCAGAGACUGCAAAGAGCACAGCUCCAGCUGAAAGAGAUGCAUCAUGCAGUAGUGGAUUCAAAACCUGAAAGCUUAAUGAAGAAACUGGAAGAGGAGAUAAACUUCAAUUCAUACCUCGCUACUGAAAAAAUACCUAAGGAGCUUGAAAGUAAGAAGAAAUCAGUGUAUUUCUUACAAAAGGCAAUUGCAGAGCCAGCUAUGGGUCAAUCAGAUCUCAAUGUACUUGAAAGCAAGAUAAAUGAAGUAAAUGUACAAAUAAAUCAACUUAUUGAGAAAAGAAUGAUGAAGUAUGAGCCAGUUGAUAGUAAACUUUCCAUGUAUCGCCAACAGGCAUCUAUAAUUUCCCGGAAGAAGGAAGCCAAGGCAGAAGAACUUCAGGCUGCUAAAGAAGAGAUGUCUAGCACAGAAAAGCAGAUGAUACAGAAGACGAAUCAGGCCCAUGAGUUAGAUGGCUCUGAAGUUCUGAAGGGGGAUGAGCUUAAACACUAUGUCAAUAAGCUCCGGAGCAAGAACACAGUAUAUAAAAGGAAGCGACUGGAAGUAGCAGAAAUUACAGCUGAGUGUGGCAUCCUCCAGCGGACAGAAGAGCUCCUGAAGCAGCGGCACGAGGCCAUCCAGCAGCAGCUGCAAGCUAUUGAAGACAAGAAAGGUAUUUCUGGAUAUAGUUGCACUCAGGAGGAGCUGGAAAGAGUAUCUGCAGUGAAGAGCGAAGUGGAUGGAAUGAAAGGCCAAACAUUAGACAACAUGUCUGAAAUGGUAAAGAAACUGAACGCUAUGGUGGCAGAGAAGAAGUCGAGCCUCGCUCCUGUCAUCAAGGAGCUGAGACAGCUGCGUCAGAAGUGCCAGGAAUUAACGCAAGAAUGUGAUGAAAAAAAGAUCCAGUACGACAGUUGUGCAGCAGGGUUAGAGAGCAAUCGCUCCGCACUGGAACAGGAAGUGAAGGGACUUCUCGAGGAGAGCACUCAGGAAGAAAGCAACUACCACUAUGUGAACUGCAUGAAGAAAAAUCUAGAAAUACAGCUGCAACGUGUGAAAGAAGAAAUGAAGAUAUAUGUCUCCCCAGAUCCACAGGAGAGACGGAAGGCAAUUCGAGAACAGUAUACGCGAAUGAUCCUUGAACAAGAAAGCCUUGGGAAGAAAUUACGAGAGAAGCAGAAGGUUGUACGGGAAAGUCAUGGGCCCAAUAUGAAGCAAAUUAAAAUGUGGCAGGAUUUUGAGCAGUUAAUGGAAUGUAAGAAAGAGUGUUUUGUGAAACAACAAAAUCAAACAGCUAUUGGUCAAGUCAUCCAGGAAGCAGAUGAACAAACCACGGUGCAGAAUGAAAUGGAAUGCUUGGGCCAUCCCUGGGCUUUGGCCUAAGGGUACAGCCAGGGUCCCCCACCUGAUACUGUCUGAGAGAGAUGCUGAGUUUUGCCCUGACUGUUGCUCUUCAAACAACCCAGACUUCAUCCUGGAUUGAUGUUUACCAGCACAGCAGUCAGUGUCCCAGCUUUGGGUAUCCUCAUGUGAUCUCUGCCAUUCCCUAAAAGGUAAUUCAGAAGAAAAAGAACAGUACGUUUGCAAUGUGUGAAGGAAAAGUCAUAAGAGUCACAGAUAAACAAAUAUGAUACGAAUGCAAAGUCAUUUUUCUGAAGGAGUUUUUAAUUAAAUUUUAACGUGGAAUUUGAAAACAUAACAAGUAUCACGCCUCCCUUUGCUGUACUUAAUGGAGUCAGUCAGACUGAACAGGAGAAGUUUUGUUACCCAGAGAUCUUUUUACAAUCACAGAGAGAAAUAUCACAGGAGAAACACGGUGCGUGUGCAUACAACAAAGACUGCAUCUCUUCAUUAUAAAGGAUAGACAUCAGUUUAGGGCAACUUAUCUGUGUGGGUCCAGUUAACAUUCAGCCUCUUACAAGUCUCUACUUUGUACUGCAGCUGAAACAUCAAUCAUACAAAUAGAGCAGAAAAAAAACAGGAAACUUUCCUCAAACAUCUGAAGGAAAUGAAGAGAUUUUUAAUAUUCAGUGUUGCAAUCAAAAACACAAGGAGACGUGACUGUGAAAGCACAUGAGAAAAGCUGUCUGGCUUAA